This is a messenger RNA of Myzus persicae (green peach aphid), 933 nucleotides long. RefSeq lists its product as uncharacterized. The transcript has 2 exons. The record is from RefSeq and is a predicted model, not a curated record. Bases 55 to 933 code for a protein of 292 amino acids. Lineage: Eukaryota; Metazoa; Arthropoda; Insecta; Hemiptera; Aphididae.
AUAAAUACAUUAAUUUUUAUAUUUUAGACCAUCUGAAAUUACACUAAAUAAGUAAUGAUGUUUUAUUCUACUGUGAAUAAUCAGAAUACAGUAAAUUGGAGAAAUAAUUUGGAUGAUAUAUCCGAUCAUGAUGAUGAUUUGGAUAAUGAAUUGCCUCUUUCAUCAAUAUCAGAUUUUGGGCACCCAAUUGGUAAUAUUUCAACUAUAAAAAGUUACGUUAAUAAAUGUAAAUCUGUUGACCAUCAAACAAAAGGAAAAAUUAAACAGGAUAACAAAUUACCUCAUCCGUCAAUAACAGAUUUUGGGCACCCAAUUGGUAAUAUUUCAACUAUAAAAAGUUACGUUAAUAAAUGUAAAUCUGUUGACCAUCAAACAAAAGGAAAAAUUAAACAGGAUAACAAAUUACCUCAUCCGUCAAUAACAGAUUCUGUACACUCAUUUAAUGACCAUAAAAAAAUAAAACAUGUAUUUAAAAAAUAUGAAACAGUUGACCAUCAAAUUGAACUGGACAUUUAUCAGUAUAAUGAACUACCUCUUUCAUCAAUAGCAGAUUUCUUGCCUCCAAUUGAUCAUAAGCUUCAAAAUAGUGAAUUACAAAAAUGUGGAACUGUUGAUUACCAAACAGAAGAAAAUAAUAACAAAAAAGACAAAUCAACUCUUUCAUCAAUCGUACAUUUCCUGCAUCCGUUUGAUGACAAAUUCAUAAAAUGUGAGGCUGUUGAUAACCAAUCAAAAGAAAACAUUAAUCAUUACAACAAAUCUGAACCAAAUAGAUUAAUAUGCAAUAAUGAACAGAGUACAACUAUUGUAGAUGAUCCAUUAGAUAAAUAUGAGUGUGAUAUUUGCGGUAAAAUCUUUCCUAAGCGUGCUGAUAUAAUUCAACAUUUUAAAACUUCAUUGUGCUUUCCAGAAAUUAUAUGUAAGUAUAUUUGA